AUGGCACUCUUACUUGAAAGUGUUCUUCCUUCGUCACAUCCUGUCCAGUCUCGGCCAGCCUCACGUUCGCCUCCCUAUACCACUUACGACUACCCCGCGCCAUAUCCAUCUCCAGCCUUGAUGUCUCCUCAAUCGCUUCACUCAUACAUGUCACGUCUACCGGAGAGUCCACUUCCUUCACAAGAGAUUAACCAUCUACCGGCAUCGGGCUGGUACGGCCCCUCAAUUUCGGCCCCAAAUUACCAUAGCGAGGUUCGUAAUUCUUCAUAUCACAAGAUCGACUCCUCACAAACGUUUGUCCAGACCAGCUACACUACAUAUGCCCAAUACAUGGCCCCGCAAACAUCUCCCACGACUGUACUACCGUCAGCCCCUUCUUAUGGAUAUCCAGCGAAACGUUUAGGUUCCAGCAGACGGAGUGAUCAAUCAGGUCAACCAGGUACAGCGACUUCGCCAAGUUCAGCCUACUCUACAGACUCCGCGGUACCUGACUCUGCACGACCUUCAGAGGAACCCCAGCGAGACCGCAAUAGUGUAGCUCAACAGCCAACGACUCGCCUGAGAGCUCAGUCUCACCUCAUGGACCGACCCCACAACAUCACUAACUCACUACAUCGCGAUCCCAUCGAGAGCCCAUGGUCUACAAAUCCCCUGGGCAUACAUUCUCCACACAAUUCAUACUAUUCAAGCUUUCCCACCAUGUCUCGUAGUCCUCGCCUUAGCGAGCCGCUCCUGGAGCUUCCGUCUAACCAUUUGACUUCACCCCAAUAUCGGCGUACCUACACACCGAUAGCUCCCCUACCCACCGAGGCACCGAGAUCGGACGGGGUAAAGCGAUCUCGAGAGGACGAAGAGGAGACUCCAGAUGAGUCCAAGCGAAGGAAACGAUCAGAUUCGACUACCUCUGCGCAAUUUGAGCUAAGUGAUGAAGACAAACUCCUUUUGCAACUCAAAGAGGAGGAGUGCAUGCCUUGGAAAGAUAUCGCAGCUCGGUUCCAAUCUGAUCUAGGCAAAACCUAUCAGAUCCCAGCCCUUCAGAUGCGCCUCAAGCGUCUGAAGGAGCGAAUGCGUGUAUGGACCGAAACGGACGUAAAGGCAUUGCGCAUGGCUCACGAGUACUGGGUGCAAUCGAAGUUCGACAUCAUAGCUCAAAAAAUGCUAGAAUUUGGGGCACAGGAGAAAUGGACAGCUCGCCAGUGUGCAAGGAAAUGGACGACGGAGCUCGAACCCGCAACCUAUGCGAAUUUCGAUCAGCAAGUUCAGCAAGGUUUCGCGCCCUACACUAUGAGUCCGGUGGAGCCACCAACUACCUAUCUUCCAUUUUUACACGUAUGA
Messenger RNA from Plenodomus lingam JN3, 1335 nucleotides. The record is from RefSeq and is a predicted model, not a curated record. NCBI's taxonomy places the organism in Eukaryota, Fungi, Ascomycota, Dothideomycetes, Pleosporales, Leptosphaeriaceae.